UGUGUCUCUGUGUGUGUGUGUGUGUGGCCUCAGUGAUCCAGAUAAGCUGAUUGACGGUGAGGAGAAACAGGAGGCUGCAGCGACCAGCUCGUGGAAACCGUCCGAGGAGAAAGUGGCAGCAAUGAACCGACCGGGUUUUGGUGUGGCUUCAUCAUCCAUGAACUUCACCACAAGGAUAUCAGAAAAUGGAUGCUCUCCCUCAGAUCUAACAGAGGAGGACGUAGAGAGUCUACAGAUUGAACUUUCAAAGAUUGAGGAUGAAAUUCAGACCCUGCGGCAGGUGCUGUUGGUCAAAGAGAAAUAUGCCACAGACAUCAGGAGGCAGCUGGGUAUGAGUCCUCUCAGUAACAUCAAACAGAACCUGUCCAAAGGCUGGCAAGACAUCCAGACCUCAGCGCCAUAUCUCUCAGCCUCUGCCACUUUGGAGGACAUCAGCCACUCGGACAUAUAUGUGAAGACACGGGACAGUCUCUCUCAUGCAGGCCAGGUGACAUCUUCCACGCUGUCCAAUGUGGGCGUGGCCCUCACCAGGAGACUGGCAGAGAUGAGAGCUCUGCCUCUCCCGAGCCCACCACGGUAAGAUCUUCCCCUGAGCCACACCAUGAGUGUGCCGACGAUGAGACAUUCCUCCACAUUCAAGUCUUUUGAGGAGAUGGUCGGCAGUGUGAAGGACAAGAUCACUGGCAGUCCAGCAAAUAAUGGAGAC
Messenger RNA from Dicentrarchus labrax (European seabass), 706 nucleotides. Its product is annotated as tumor protein D54-like. The coding region runs from base 122 to 580 and encodes 152 amino acids. The record is from RefSeq and is a predicted model, not a curated record. Gene Ontology annotation, cellular component: cytoplasm. NCBI's taxonomy places the organism in Eukaryota, Metazoa, Chordata, Actinopteri, Moronidae. The transcript is spliced from 9 exons.